Daphnia pulex (common water flea) is the source of this 2388-nucleotide messenger RNA. RefSeq names its product CUB and sushi domain-containing protein 3-like. The record is from RefSeq and is a predicted model, not a curated record. The coding region runs from base 795 to 2177 and encodes 460 amino acids. The transcript has 8 exons. Lineage: Eukaryota; Metazoa; Arthropoda; Branchiopoda; Diplostraca; Daphniidae.
AGAUAACGCCACAUAUGGCAUUCAAGUGAUUACCAUCAGAUUUUUACUAAUUUGAACAAGGUCUUCACUGAAAGACAAUUGGCGAGGUAUUCCUUCUUUAGACUAAAUUUUUUAGAUAGACGUUGAUCCCUUUUUUAAAAACAACUUUGAUUAUCCCAACAGUACCACCAGUCUAGAAUUAAAUUGUAGUUUUCAACUUUCAACACAACAAUUUCUUCUUUUAAUUUUGUUCAUAUUUGUAAUCUAAUAAUGAGUUAGAUAUUGGAAGCUAUCUGGAUGCCGUUGUUCAGAAAGACAUUUUCUUGCCGUUUUCGUUUUCUGUACUUUCCCUUCACCGUUGCUGUACAACUGCUACUGCAGCUGUCAAAAACAGAACACCCGAGAAACGUUCGUGUUUUUUGUUGUGAACUAAACUGCCCGUCAGCUCGGGAGCUGCUUUUUAAGAAACAACCAGGAAAAUUGCAUACCAGUUGACUAUAUCCCAGGCUGUUGUGGGUAUGGCCGCAAAUGUGUACAAUCGUCGCAUCCUUUGGUUUGUAACGCACAAACUCUGCACUUGAAAAGGGUAGGAAAUGGGAAACCUUUUGACCAAUGGAUUAGUUCAAGUACGUGUCACAAUGUGUCACGGCGUUUAGCCCAAACGAGUGACGAUAUACCACAAGUUGUCCUGUUUCUGUUGGAAUCGAUAGAAAACUUGCGCUUAUUUUUAUAUAGUUAUAUAGAAAAUCUUGAAGGGUAUAAAAGGUGGUCCCUUUUAGCGUUCAAAUUCUAUUCUCUAAAAUCUCCUACAGAAAAUGAAAUUAUUUUUAAUUUCCUUCCUUCUACUUGUCAUCUCUUUGGCUGUGGCCGCGGAGGCCCAAUCAGCCAAGCAACGAUCGUCCAGCAAGGGUUCGUCGGAUAACCGAUUGACAAGCCGCAAUUUUGCCGACAUUUUAAAACCGGAAAUGGCUAUUCGAUCUCUUCCGUCCUUCUGCAGACCGUGUUUGAACCGAUCUUCAAUGGCGACCAACGGGACCCUUCGUCCCACCAUCAAUAAGUCGAGCAACGGGAAAAGACAGUGCAGCUUUCACAUCAACGCACCCGCCAAUAAGCUCAUCCAGAUGAACUGCUCGGUCGUCAGUCUUAAAAGUCCGGGCGCUGAAUUAGCCAUCUACGGAGGUGCUGAAAUCAACGUCAAUCCGCCCGUACUAAAUCGAAUUUACACGUCAAGGAGCAAUAGUAUGUUCCUGUUUUCCAGGGUCGACAACACGGACUGGUUCGACUGCAAAUGGAAAACGAUUCCCGUGCCGAAAACAACUGAAUAUCAACUUUGUCGGGAUGGAACGUCCACUUCACCCAACGGGACCAUUCAGCGAUCAGCGGACGAUACCAGCAUAGAGCCGAGAAUGUGCAUGUUUGCCAUUAUCGUUUCUUCUGACCAACGAAUUCAGUUGAUGUGCUCCAACGUUAGCCUCAACAGUCCUGGGAGUUAUUUACAACUGGUCGGUGUGUCUGAUUUAGACGAGGAUCCGCCCAUUGAAAACGAAAUUUAUUUGUCAAAUGGAACGAGCAUCCAACUGUAUUCGCAAUUCAGUAACGGAGAUUGGUUCGAUUGCAAAUGGACAAGUUUCUCGACGUCAACAACCAGCGCUGCUCCAAUGACGACAUCAGCCACCUCAUUUUUCACAUUAGUGGGACUCGAAGAAACGUCCAAAACUCCUUCGACAACUUCGGCGGCCAUUUCAACAACAAAAGGAACGACAAGCGCUGGUCAAAUAACAUCCACUGCAACAACAAGGGCGACGAUUCGUUCAAUUCAAUUGCCGGCUAAUCCGACUUGUGCGACUUUUGAUCCAGCGUGCGGAUUGGUCUGUGGCCCAUUGACGUCAACGGGAGGUGUUGUACAGAGUCUCAAUUUUCCCGCCGACUACGUGGGUUCAUCUGAUUGCAUCGCCGUUAUUGGUGUCUCACCAGGAAGGGGAAUCCAAUUGACGUUCACCGACUUCAAUUUGGCACCUGGCGAUUACGUUUCUGUUUCCGAUGCACAAGGUGACACAAUAAUGCGCAGUACGUUUGGAAACCAAAUUAAGACAUCGGUCUUAAACACAUCCACCAGCCAAAUGACCAUUAAUCUUAAAGGCUAUUCAAGAAACAAAAGUGGACCAUAUAAUUUGCAAGCGACAUUCACAGCGGUGUAACAGCCUCAGCGCUGUUUAAGUAUUAAUUGACAAAUAAAAAAAAAUUCAAUCGGCCUCAAACUUGCUCCCUCGUUCCGAUUCCCUGACCUGUUUCAAAUAUAAUUGCAUUUAAAUUUAAUACCAUUCGACUGGGGGUGUAACAAAACCAGUGUUUACAAUUUAACCAAAUUACUCAUUUCACCUCACAGAAAUAGCUAGACAGGUGUUUUGG